ACGUGUUCUACAUUGACGUCAUACAAAAUCAAUUUAUGGAUUCUAUUUAUUGCUCCAGCGGGUUCAAUCAGAUAAUUAUUUUACGCGCGGGGACAAAUUUUCUUGUGCAGCUGUGUCCAGUGAUAAUACUGGCAACACAACACGCCUGAAACUACUUGAUCCUAGAGAAUUUAUACUAACUAUGAUUUAGAAUAUCAUUUAUAAUCCUGAAAUUCGUAACGAUGUAAGUAUUUAAUGUUGUAUGAGAACACUACGGAAACCCUGGGAAAAUGUGAAUUAAUAUUAAUCGCUUAGCGAUAAGUGAACAAGCGUGAAGAUUUAAGAAGAGGUGCCACUUAAUUCGAAAGUAAAUGUGUUUAUAAAAAGUAUAUGUUGUAUUCCAAUACAACGAAAACGCAUAAUUGGGUAAGCAUACUGGGUAACAAUGAAAAAUAUUAGGAUUACAUAUAUAAACACGUCUAUUAUGGCCGUAGUUAUGUUUACAAUUUAGAAAAUAUCCUGAAAUAAUGUUUAACCCAAGGAUCUAGAUCAUUCGAGCUACAAAGAAAUCUUUUUGCGUGUGGGAAGCUGAAAAUUGAAUGCGUUCUAGCGCCUAAUAUGCGUUAGAUCGACACAGUUCCGAAGCUGUAUAAAAGGCGGUCCCAGAUCUUCACAAUUCAGUUCGGAAGCGACCGCCAACGGUACACUUCCAACGAAUUCAUCGCGACAGGAAGAAGUCUCAAAAAAUAUAGUACACAGUUACUAUGAAUUACUGGCGUUUACUACUACUUGCGGUAGUCGCGGUUUUUCAACCGAUUGCAACGUUCACCGAGCGUAACCUCGUUGAUGGAAGGCAAGAGUGUUGUGAGCGUCAACCAAGCACCGCUUUUCGCGAUACGAAGACUUUACUUCAUGGACGCCACUACCCCGAAACUACAUCUGCUCUGCGCCUUCUAAACGACCGUACAGAAAUUCGUGAGCAUCGUCGGUAUGCACUGAGACAGCGUGAAUCUGUUAUCAGUCGCCUUUCCCGAGGAAGAUCCAUACGAGACGGCGAAGAGAGGUCUGCAAGAUACCCUGCGGUAACAGCCAGAUCAUCUCGAGUUGAAAGUCGCUUCGAAAGAUCUGAUAACCAUCUGAAUCGCGGAGGUCUGGAAACUAACGACAAGGACAGAAUUUUUGAUAACGUUCGGGAUUUAAAAUACGAAACUCGAAGGGUAGUCGAUCGUUCACCCAGGGAUGCCGAAGACCGACGUAAUACUCAGGACGAUUCCCUGCGUUAUAUUUCAACCAGAAACAGCGUAAACCGUCUUAGUGAUGAGCGUCCAUCUAAAUCUGAAAUGCGAGAAGGAACUAGGCUGAGAAAGUUGCGGUUUGCGCCGAACAGAGAAACUCGUGAUAUGAUAAGGCAGACAAGGGACAGCGCAACUAUCUAUUUGACUAGUCGUUCUUUUGUUGAACGGGAUAGGUUAAGCGUUGCACGACGUGAAUCAUUAACUCAUCGUAUAACAAGCGCCAAUAUUAAUGAACGCCGAGAAUCGGAGCGUCUGGGUGACCAAAGGCAAAUGAUUUCUGAAAAUACCAGGCUAACCGAAAGGAUCCGACUCGAAUCAAGGGAAGAAGAGAACAAAGAAAACCGUCACCAUGCUACCCAACGAUCUCUUACCAAAAGGUUUGAACGAUCUUCUAAGGCUGAAAACUUUAGGGACUCUGAAUUGACAAGAGAAAAUGCUGACCGGAGAUUCGAAAGAGUUCAGGUUGCCCGCAGGGAUAACAGAGAAGCUAUGACACGAGAUGUUAGUGCCAGGGAUGACAUAAGGAAAAAUACUUUCCGUCGUAUGUCUCAAAGAGCCGAGCGAAGAAAUAACCCUGAAUCAAGGAAUAACAGGAUCCAAGUAGAAAUUCGUGAAGGAGCGAGAGACGAAAGGGUUUCUCGUGAUGCUAGAGUUACAGAACGUCGAAUUUCUCGUGAAACAUUUCAGAUGGAUCGAGUUGCGAAUACGCUAAAUGGCAGGAAUAUCGAUGAACGCCGAGAAACCAGCCGAGCACGGGAUGUCCGGGCUAACGAGAUGGAAAAUACAAACCGUCGCAUGUCUCAAGAGAGAUUUCAGGUGGAACGAAGAAUUACACGUGAGGCAAGCAUUCGAAAUCUAGACGAAAGAAAUUUCGAUGAUCGUCAACAAGUACGAGACGAAAAUAUUUCUCGAGACACUCGGGACAACAAUAGACAAAUGUCACCAGAGAGGCUAGAACGAAAAAAUGGCCGUGAAACAAACGUAAGGAAUAUUUUAAAUGAAAGGAAUGUUGAUGAGCGUCGAGAGGUGAGAGAUGAGAGGAUGACUCGAGGAGCUCGGGAAAACACAGACCGUCGCAUGUCUCGAGAGAGAUCACAGAGCGAGCGGCGUAAUGUACGUGAUACGCGAGUUACGAAUACCGUGAAUGAAAGGAAUUUAGAUGACCGACAAGAAGUAAGAGAUCAAAGGAUUUCUCGAGAUGCUAUGGCCGACAAGACAGAAAACACUGACCGUCGGAUGGGUCGCGAGAGACUUCAGGUCGAACGUCGGAAUACUCGUGAGGCACGAAUUAUAAAUAUCCUCGCCGAAAGAAAUGCAAAUGAUCGUCGAGAGUUCCGAGACGAAAAAAUGUCUCGAGAUGUUAGGGCUGACAGUAUUAAAAAUACUGACCGUCGGAUUGCUCGUGAGAGAUUACAGGUCGAACGCAGAAAUACUCGUGAGGCACGAAUUAUAGAUACCCUUACCGAAAGGAAAGUUGAUGAAAGUCGAGAGGCCAAAGAUGAAAGGAUGUCUCGAGAUAUUAGGGCCGUUAAAAAAGAAUACACUGAACGACGAAUGGCUCGCGAGAGACUUCAAGUCGAACGUAGGAAUAAUCGUGAGGCACGAAUUAUGAAUACUCUUGCUGAGAGAAACGCUGAUGAACGUCAGGAGGCUAGAGACGAAAGGACGGCUCGAGACGUUAGGGCUGACAAUAAGGAAAAUACUGACCGUCGAAUGACCCGCGAAAGGUUACAACUCGAACGUGGAAAUAUUCGUGAGGCACGACUAAGCGCAAAUGUUGAAAAUCGCCGUUUAGAGAGUAGAGAAAACGCUAACCGCCGAAUGGGUCGUGAAAGAUUACAAGUCGAACAUAGAAAUAGUAUUGAAGCACGUGACGAACGUCGUGAAAUAAGAGCUGAAAGGAAAAUCCGAGAAGCUAGGGCUGAAAGCCGAGAACAUACAGACCGUCGAAUAUCCCAUGAAAGAGAACAAGGUGAUCAGAGAACCGACCGCUUAAAAGACAGAAAUGUUGACAGUCCCCGUGAAGACAGGAGGAUGGCUCGAAACGCUAGGAAUGGCGAUGAACGUCGUGAAAUGAGAGCUGAGAGGAUAAUCCGAGAAGCUAGGGCUGACAGUCGGGAAAAUACAGUCCGUCGAGUGUCGCGUGAAAGGGUACAAGUAGAACGAAGGAUUGAUCGGUCCAGAGAUAGCGUUAAUGAAAGGACUAUUGAUGGUCGCCGUGAAGUAAGAGAUAAGAGGAUGAAUCGUGACUCCCGAGAUAAUGCAAGGGUAACUUCAGAGCGACAAGAAAGUCGUGAAGAUAAUCAAAUUGGUCGUGUAUCCAGUGACAAUAGAAACACUCGAAAUGUGCGGUUAUCUCGACAAAUUCGUGAGAUCAAAGAACGGCGAUCAGAAUCACGAUUAAACAGAGUAGUUGCUAUUGAUAGAGCAGACCGAAGAGCCCGUUCAGCCGACCGUCAAAACUACGGAGAAAUUAAGGCAGAAAGCGGCAGAUUUGACCGUCGUGAUCAAAAUGAAAAUCGGGACCGUGAAGAAGUGGGCCGAUCACGAAACGUUAGGACAAUCGCUAACAUUAAUGGCAAAACUGAAAAUGAGGACGCCAUGAGUGGAUCCUGGCAAUACGUCUUAUACUCAUUGCAAGGCGCAUACUUGUGUGCUCUGUUCAUAAAAAUGAUGACUCCAAGCAUUCCCGAAAAGAGCAAAAUGAUGUCCCGCUGGUUACCCGCGACUUCUUACUACAAUCCCAUCAAGGUGGACUAAGCUAUGAAACUAUGUAAUUCUACUAAACAUUUUAAUCAAUACUUAUCUUGUAGAUUUUAUUAGAUUCAAUGUUAUGAUCUCUAUUCUAAUGUAUUAUUCAUAAAGAAAUAAAUAUUGUGUGUUAUAAUACUUUUUUAUUAUUUAUCCCCAAGAUAUCCAACGAAACCCUAACUUUCUACAGCCAAUGUAACUUUGCACACUUACUAAUUGCAGUAGCCUUGGUGAUCAAUUCCAAUAAUUUAUCUUUUUCUCUUGUGCUACUCACAUUAAUGAUUCAGUAAUUAAUA
This is a messenger RNA of Trichoplusia ni (cabbage looper), 4321 nucleotides long. Its product is annotated as trichohyalin-like. The transcript has 2 exons. Lineage: Eukaryota; Metazoa; Arthropoda; Insecta; Lepidoptera; Noctuidae. The record is from RefSeq and is a predicted model, not a curated record. The coding region runs from base 744 to 4034 and encodes 1096 amino acids.